Messenger RNA from Mercenaria mercenaria, 2641 nucleotides. Its product is annotated as polycystic kidney disease protein 1-like 3. Lineage: Eukaryota; Metazoa; Mollusca; Bivalvia; Venerida; Veneridae. The record is from RefSeq and is a predicted model, not a curated record. The transcript is spliced from 2 exons. The coding region runs from base 2 to 2587 and encodes 861 amino acids.
CAUGCUAGGGUCAGGAAGACCAGGUUCUACAAAGCUAGACACGCCAGUGUCUGGAAGAUCAGGUUCCACAAAGCUAGACACGCAAGUGUCAGAAAGACCAGGUUCCACAAAGCUUGACAGGCCACUGUCAGAAGGACCAGGUUCCGCAAAGCUUGACAUGCCAGUGUCAGGAAGAUCAGGUUCCGCAAAGCUUAACACGCAAGUGUCAGGAAGACCAGGUUCCACAAAGCUAGACACGCCAGUGUCAGGACGACCAGGUUCCGCAAAGCUUGACACGCCAGUGUCAGGACGACCAGGUACUGCAAAGCUAGACGCGCAAGUGACAGGAAGACCAGGUUCCACAAAGCUAGACACGCCAGUAUCAGGACGACCAGGUAUUGCAAAGCAAGACGCGCAUGUGACAGGAAGACCAGGUUCCACAAAGCUUGACCCGCCAUUGUCAGGAAGACCAGGUUCCACAAAGCUAAACAUUGAAGUGUCAGGAAGACCAGGUUCCGUAAAGCUUGACACGCAAGUGUCAGGGAGACCAGGUUCCACAAAGCAAUACACGCCAGUAUCAGGAAGACUAGGUUCCACGAAGCAAGACACGCCAGCGCCAGGAAGACCAGGUUCAACAAACCAAGACACGCCAGAGUCUGGAAGACAAGGAUCCACAAAGUUUGACACGCCAGUGACAGUAAGACCAGGUUCCACAAAGCAAGACACGCCAGUAUCAGGAAGACCAAGUUCCACAAAGAAAGACAUGCUAGUAUUAGGUAGACCUGCCUCAACAAAGUCAACCACGCCAGUGUCAGGAAGACCAGAUUCCAGAAAGCUUGACACGCCAGUGUCUGGAAGACAAGGUUCCACAAAGCUAUACACGCCAGUGUCAGGAAGAGCAGGUUCCACAAAGCUUGACACGCCAGUGUUAGGAAGACCAGAUUCCAGAAAGCGUGACACGCCAGUGACAGUAAGACCAGGUUCCACAAAGCUAGACACGCCAGUGUCAGGAAGACCACGUUCCACAAAGCUUGACACGUCAGUGUCAGGACGACCAUGUUCCACAAAACUAGACACGCCAGUGCUGGGAAGACCUGCCUCCACAACGUCAAUCACGCCAUUGUCUGAAAGAGCUGUCCCAACAAAGCCAGUUACUUCUAUGUCUGAAAGAGCUGCUUCAACAAAACUAGUAACUCCAUUGUCGGGAAGGCCUGCCUCAACAAAGCCAGUGACUCCAUUGUCGGGAAGACCUGCCUCAACAAAGCCAGCCACACCAUUGUCUGAAAGAGCUACCUUAACAAAGCCAGUGAUUUCAUUAUCGGGAAGACCUUGCUUAACAAAUCCAGCCACUCCAUUGCCGAGAAGACCUGCCUCAAUAAAGCCAGCCACACCAGUGUCAGUAAGAACUGCCUCAACAAAGUCAAUGACUCCAGGGUCGGGAAGACCUGCCUCAACAAAGCCUGGCACGCCAGUGUCGGUAAGACUUGCCUCAACAAAGCCAGUGACUCCAUUUUUGGGAAGACAUGCCUCAACAAAGCCAGCCACGCCAUUGUCUGAAAGACCUACUUCAACAUCAACAAAGCCAAUCACGCCAGUGUUUAUAAGACCUGCCUUAACAAAGCCAGACACGACAAUGACAGUAAGACCUGCCUCAACAAAGCCAGUGACUUCAUUGUCGAGAAGACCUGCCUCAACAAAGCCAGACACGCCAUUGUCGGGAAGACCUGCCUCAACAAAGCAAGCCACGCCAUUGUCUGAAAGACCUAGCUCAACAAAGCCGACCAAUCCCGUGUCAGUAAGACCUACCUCAACAAAGCCAGUGACUCCAUUGUCGAGAAGACCUACCUCAACAAAGCCAGUAACUUUAUUGCCGGGAAGACCUACCUCAACAAAGCCAGUAACUCCAUUGCCGGGAAGAGCUGCCUCAACAAAGCCAGUGUCGGAAAGACCUGCCUCAACAAAGUCAGUGACUCCAUUGUCGGGAAGACUUGUCUCAACAAAGCCAGUCACGCCAGUGUCGGUAAGACCUGCCUCAACAAAGCCAAACACGCCAUUGUUGGUAAGACCUGCCUCAACAAAGCCAACCACGCCAGUGUCAGUAAAACCUGCCUCAACAAAGCCAGAUAGGCCAGUGUCGGUAAGGCCUGUCUCAACAAAACCAAAUACGCCAUUGUUGGUAAGACCUGCCUCAACAAAGCCAGUGACUACAUUGCCGGGAAGACCUGCCUCAACAAAGCCAGACACGCCAGUGUCACUUAGACCUGCCUCAACAAAGCCAGACACGCCAGUGUCGGUAAGAUCUGCCUCAAAAAAGCCAACCACGCCAUUGUCGGUAAAAUCGUCCGCACGAGGAGAACUGCCACUAAGGGAACGAAAGACGUCUGACAGGACAAAUUCAACAAGAUUAAGGACGGAAACAAUGUCGUCUGCUUCCACAACUUCCGCCACCUCAAAAAGAACAAAGAUGUUGCCUGCUGCGUCUGCUAGUUACGAGACCAUUAGCUCACGUGCGUCAACAUCAUCCGCCUACAACGCAAAUCAUGACCUUGACCUAUACACAUCCGAUGACGAUUUUGAGUACGAAAGUGCUCCGAGUUCUUUGUCCUAAUCUUAUGACAACGUUAGAGAAUAUCAGUUUGAAUGAAUAAAAAAUUAAAAUGUA